Messenger RNA from Bombus pyrosoma, 2858 nucleotides. RefSeq names its product trigger factor-like. The transcript is spliced from 2 exons. The coding region runs from base 733 to 912 and encodes 59 amino acids. NCBI's taxonomy places the organism in Eukaryota, Metazoa, Arthropoda, Insecta, Hymenoptera, Apidae. The record is from RefSeq and is a predicted model, not a curated record.
AUCUUAGGAAGAAAAUAAAAAGAGGAAGAAUGCCUGACCCUCGAACACCUUCGUACCAGCGCUCUCCGCCGCGCCGCGCUCAGCUCUUUCGAACUUCGCGCCAAUUCCUCUCGCGCGUUCCGUUCUCCAUUCUCUCUGUUUGUAAACAAAGCGUUGAACGCGGCUGAGGUCGAAGAGGUCUGUGCAGCUGUUGAGCACGAUCGUGGAACGCGUGUAAAGUCUAAAAGCAUCGACUCGUGUGUAGUACUCCGUUCCUUCCUCUUCCACCAGCGGUGAAUGACGCGUCCGGUUCUUUCUGGUUUGAGCUCGCCAUUCACCGAAUCGUCGACUCGGUGGCUCGUCCGCACCGGUUCGAACCGGUAAACCGACUAGGUCCCGGUUAGGAUGGCUCGAUUAGCGCCUCGGCAAUUAUUGAAUGGCCGACCAGCCGACGAUAAGGUUCACUCCUUUUAUCCUCGACUUCCUCAAUCGAGACCGAUAUCUUGACGCGCGUCCUGUGACCACAACCCGACACGUCGACCUUAUGCGCGUUUCACCGUGUGUACGUGUGCCUGUGCUCGUGUUUUCCAUUGUGCGUGUGCGUGUGCGUGUGCGUGUUCACAUCCCACCAGCUAAUUUCUUAUUCCCGUGCGGCACGGAUACGACGUGUCCGCGUCGAGAAUCGAAAGACGACAGCGAAGAAGAUGCAGCGCCGUGGAGGAUGGGCAAGAUGGACAGAAGCUGGUGGCGACGAUGACGACGGUGAUGGUGAUGGUGGUACAUGAUGAUGAUAAUGAUGAUGAUGAUGAUGAUGAUGAUGAUGAUGGUGAUGAUGGUGAUGAUGAUGAUGGAACGCAUUGUGGAACGCACACUAUGGAUGUAGUCAGAGAAAAUAAUUGCGCAACAAAGUUCAAGCGUCGAGGAUUUACAUAAUCGAUAUUUCGAGCCAAAAGUUCAAACAUCGAAAAUUUACAUAAUGGAUGUCUUACGUUUUACGUAUUUCGUUUGGACGAUUGUAUUGACCGAAAACUGAGAAGAUAAAACUCGAGUUUCGAAAGUUCAGUUGUAAUAAACGUACAAUUUUGUGAUAUUUUGUAUUUCGCUACUCGAUCAACACCAACAUCCACACCUUUGAUCCACGCACAAUAGCCGUCCUCCGUAUCUUGUUCUCGAAUCAUUCGAGGAGUCGAACUCUGUUAGAACUCCCCGUGGGUCAUAAUGGAGCCAAGAGAAUUCGAUAUUUCGCCCGAUUUUCAAUUAAAAGUCUAUCCCGGCACCACGGAGUUCUGGAAUCAGGACAACCCAUAACGAACACAGUUUCUUCGUGAUGUGGAUUGAGAAAUAUACGCAUUAAAAAUCGUAUGAAAAAGAACCAUAUUCGAGAACAGAAAAGCUUUCAAAAUGCUAAUUCAAAAAUAAACCAAGUGUUGAGAAGAAUUAUACCUAACUUGAAGAAUUCGUGUAUCUUACUAUUACAAUUAAAAAUGGUCCUAUUGUUCCGUGAUCGAUUAAACCUUCCAGUUGUUGAGAAGAACCGCCAGUAACAAAAAUUCAAAAACAAAAAUUCGUGUGUGCUGUAUUAACAUAAAUAAAAGUGAACCUAUUACACUGUGACCAAUCAAACCUUCCAGAUAUUGAGAACAGCCAUAUUUAAUAAUAAAAAUUCAGGCGACCAAAAGUAAGUUCCAAGUAUCGAGGAAAGUCAUAAUUAAUAACAAAAAUUCGCGUCUUUCAUUGCUAUAUUUGAAAAUGCACCCAUCUCGCUAUAAAACAACGAAACAUCGUAUGCCUUGUCUUUACACUCAAAAGUGGGUCUACUGUACUAGGACGAAUCAGGUGUCUCGAGCGUCGAGGGAAGCCAUAAUUAGCAAGAAAAAUUCGUGUGUGCUCCACAAAAUAAAUUGGACCUGUUGCACUAUAACCGAUCAAACCUUCCAAAUAUCGAGAAGAGCCAUGUUUAAUAAUAAAAAUUCGUGUGACGUAUCUUCAUGAUGGAAAGCGAGCUCAUAUUGCACCGUGGCUAAUCAAGCGUUCCAAGCGUUGAGAAAGGCCAUAAUUAAAAAGAAAAAUUACCGUGUGCUCUAUUAUUAUAAUUGAAAGUAGACCUAUAACACUAUAACCAAUGGAUCUUCGCACAUAUUGGGAGAAGAGACCUAAUUAUAGCAGCUCGUAUAGCCUAUCUUUAUCAUCAAAAGUGGCUUUACUGCGCUAGGUCCAGUCGGAUCAUUCAAGCGUCAAUUUUCCAUCUCUGCACAGCAGUUUCUUCGUGAUUUGGACGAUGCUCGUUUCGAAGAGGCUUCCGCGCGAGUUCACACGGAGACGAACGCAUCCAGGACGAUCGAUGUUGAGAAGAACCAGCGUACCGGACUUUAUCAGAGCCUGGAAGCGAUUCCCGGCAACAGCUCCGCUGGUUUGGAAAACCAAUGACCCUAAUCGCCCGUUCCGAUAUGCUACACAAGGCUACGCCGAUAGAACCGGGCCAAUCCUUUGGAAACGUCAGAAACCUCCGGGAGACUGGAAAGUCCUACGCGCUUCUUUAUCAUCGUUCGACAAGGAAACUGUUCGGACUGUUGCGCACCUACCAUAGGGAAACAUAGCUGCAAUAUAUUGCUGCGUUGAAACGUGUUUGAGUUACUUUCGACCAGUCGACAGAUUGCUUGAUGAUUUAUGAAAUAUUUAACAGAGAGUGUGUACAGGAUGGCUGAAGCAAUCAUAGAGAUGUGUUUACCUUGAUACUUGAUUAAUUAAAGUCGAGUAUACUGAAGUUUGUUUAAGAGCAUUUGUUUUAUAUUAUGACUUGAUACAUGCGAUGACUGCAGGGGAUACAUAAAUAUUGUUGUAAACAUUUCAAUAAUGUAAAUUGCAGUAUAUGUGUGCAA